Beta vulgaris subsp. vulgaris (sugar beet) is the source of this 1623-nucleotide messenger RNA. RefSeq lists its product as uncharacterized. The transcript has 6 exons. Lineage: Eukaryota; Viridiplantae; Streptophyta; Magnoliopsida; Caryophyllales; Amaranthaceae. The coding region runs from base 1 to 1623 and encodes 540 amino acids. Gene Ontology annotation, molecular function: RNA-DNA hybrid ribonuclease activity; nucleic acid binding. The record is from RefSeq and is a predicted model, not a curated record.
AUGGCAUCUCGUAAGUUAAGGCAUUACUUUGAGUCUCACCCUAUUCAUGUUAUGACUAAUUAUCCCAUCAAAGCGGUGUUACGAAAACCAGAGUGUUCAGGGAGAAUGGCCAAGUGGGCUAUAUCCCUAAGCGCACAUGACAUUAAGUAUCUGCCUAGGACAGCUAUAAAAUCCCAAGCUCUAGCUGACUUUGUGGCAGACUUUAGUCAUGACCUAGCAACUGCAGGUGAAGAGGAAGUAGGUAAAUCUGGAUCCUCGCAGCCGUAUGUCGACGGAUCUUCGAAUUUCAGAGGAGCUGGUCUAGGUGUAGUACUAAAGUCACCACAAGGGGACAUGAUAGUACGCGCUAUCUGUUGUGAUUUUAAAGCUACUAACAAUGAGGCUGAGUAUGAAGCCUUAAUUGCAGGCAUGGUAUUAGCAUAUGAUUUAAAAGCUAACAGUUUACAUGUGUUCAGUGAGUCGCUAAUGAUAGUAAGCCAGAACACCAAGGCUGACGCCCUAGCUAACCUGGGAUCAGCACUCAGAAAAUGCGAUUUCAAUUCAAUACCAAUAGCUCACCUAGCUGAAGCAGCCGUCAGCAAGCAAGUCAACGUGGUACAACCAAAUAGCAACUGCGCAGAAAGCAUCAGCUGGACCCAGCCAAUAAUCGAAUACUUGGAAAGGGGCAUCCUGCCAGAAGAUAAGCUGGAAGCUAGGAAGCUGCGAAUGAAAGCUACCAGGUAUCAUGUCAUUUCAGGUACCCUAUUUAAAAGAGCAUGUGCUAGCUAUGACCUGUUGCAAAGGUGCUUGGAGAAAGAUCAGUGGGAGCCCACGCUCAAAGAAUUCCAUGAAGGUGAGUGCGGGUCCCAUGCAGCAGAAAGAAGUCUAUUAAACAAGAUCCUAGCGUAUGGAUAUUAUUGGCCAACUAUGCGCCAAGAUGCAAAGAGGUGGGGCAUGGACAUUGUGGGAAAACUACCCGUAGCCACAGGGCAAAAAGUCUUCAUGCUAGCACUUAUGGAUUACUUCUCCAAGUGGAUCGAGGCUGGGGCAUUCCAGCAGGCUAAAGGGCAAGCUGAGUCCAGCAACAAGGUGAUCAUCAACGGUAUCAAGAGACGUUUAAAAGCUAAAAAAGGAAAAUGGGCUGAGGAGCUGCCUAAAGUGCUCUGGGCAAACAGAACAACACCAAGAGGUGCUAUAGGAAGGACUCCCUUCUCGCUUGUGUAUGGAUGCGAGGCAGUGCUACCUGCAGAAGUAGCUAUCCCUACAACUAGAUAUGGCUUGCUGACUCCAGAAGCUAAUGACGAAGAACUCAGCUACGACCUGGACUCCAUCGAGGAACUAAGAGAUAGUGCGCCAAUAAGGAUGGUUGCGCAGCAGCAGAUAGUGGCUCGUAGCUUUAACAAGAAUGUCAAAGCCAAAGUAUUCAAGGUAGGAGAUUGGGUUCUCAGGAAGGUAUUCCAAAAUACUCAGGAGCUCAAUGCAGGUUACCACAGGGCCACAGGUGCCAGAAUCCCAAGUAAGGCAACCAUUGUUUUGCACAAGGCAUUGGUCCACCAGACAAACGCAAGGGGUUGCAGCACCCAGGUAAACAGCUGGAGCAUCAAAGCUCAGCUACAUGGUCGUAGCACCUGGUCAAGCAGCUAA